GUACCGGCGAUGGCAGCAGAAGCCUCAACUAUACGAGGCCCGGAGCAGCACGAGGAGAGUAUAAUGCGGGUGAGACUUCGUAAUCCACACAACCUGUGCUACAUGAAUGCUGGUACGAUUGCUAUGGUUCAUGCACUACAAGGUACUGAUGUGCCGAGAGGUCUUCAGCUCCUACAAGACAUUGUGCUGGGCGCUCAGGACACAGAGAUCACUUUGUCCACGCACUUUGGCCUGCGUAAUCUGUUUGCUGGAUGGAGUCUGGACAAUAGGCAGAGGGAUGCGGCUGAGUUCACUCAAUACGUGCUGAACAAGGCCGGUUAUGUGCCGGUAUUCUGGGAGGAGAGAGUUAUGGGUCGCGGAGUUCACAAGGUUACUGACGCUGGCGGCGGAAUGCUGUUUAUGGACCUGCCCAACUGUCAGUGUGAUCUUCAAGAGCUUGUGAGCGCGUGGUCCGACCAGGUACGGUUCCAUCAGCAAGUGCGGCUGCCUAUUUUCACGAGCGGUGUUGAUUGUCAUUGGGAAGAUUUUCACGCAGUGGCAGGUCUGGUUCACUAUGGAAACAGUCCCGACUCUGGCCACUACCGUUCGGUACUCAGAGCGGAGGGAAGCUGGUGGCUGACUGAUGACCCGUCCCCGACGCAGGGAACUAGAUCAAGAUCCUUGGAAAGGAUGGCGGACCAGCUGGACGUUGCCAUGGAGCAGGAGGAGGAAUUGAGGAUUUGGCAGGCCUUUAAGCAGGCGCCCCCCACGGAGACAACGGGAGCCGCGGAGGACGCCUUGGACAAGGACAGAUCUGCGAAAUUGCACAAACCUGAGGGCAAAGGCGACUCCAAAGGACCGGAGGCCACUGGAAGUGAGGGUGGAGGCAAAGGCGACGUGGAGGACAAGGAUGACAAGGACCAAGGCCAGGGUCACCAGGGCUCCCAUGGACGAGGACAAGGCUCCAAGGGCUAUGGUCAACAGGGAAGAGGCGGUGGUGGCAAUGGUGGAGGAGGAUACAACCAAAGGUACCGCGACCAGGGCCAGUGGGGCUCAGGAAAGUGGGGCAACUGGAAGAAGGAGGAGGAAGAUGAGCUGGGAUCCCCUGGCAGCUUGGUGCCGUCCUUGUUUGCAGCCAAAACGGCAUGGCAAAAGCUACGAGAUGAAAGCCGGGAGAAGGUGAGGCGACCCAUGCGCAACAUCCUCUUCAGCUGCCUGGUCAAGGAGAUGCACGACAGGUUGACGCUUUUGCGCAACGAUGCGCAGCGCCGAACCAGCAUGGAGAAGCUUGGAUGGUUGAAGGGCGAGGACUUUCAGCGCCUACGCUGGGACCCCAAGCUCAAGCGAAAUGUCAAGGACGAGGAAACCUCGGUGAUCUCCUACGAGGACGUGCUAACGGUGCUGCAGUCGAUGAUGCAAAGGAGCAACACGGUGGAGGCCUUGCUCCGAUUCCAUCCUACAAGUCCGCUGGCGGAGCAGAUGCAGGAAGGAACGGUGGCAUUCCUAUUGCAGUUUUCGCUGCAUAAUGAAAGCGGGCUCCAGCUGUGUGCUGACAUGACUCAGCUGUGCCACUGUGGAUCCACAAUGGUCUGUGGCAUUGAAAUCAAGAAGGAGAGGAGCAGUCGGAGCCAGCUGGCAAACCAGAUUAGCCGCCUCCUCGGCUAUAUGUAG
Symbiodinium sp. CCMP2456 is the source of this 1650-nucleotide messenger RNA. NCBI's taxonomy places the organism in Eukaryota, Dinophyceae, Suessiales, Symbiodiniaceae. The record is from the annotation of a GenBank genome assembly.